UUGGGCUGGGCUGGCCCGGGUCCCGGGAGUGGGGGGUGGAUAGAGGGGACUCUCCCAGUCCCGGACACUGGGAGCCGGCCGGGAUGGUGCUGCGGAGCGGGUUGCUGGAGGUGCGGAGCCCCGAGCCGGAGCCUGAGCGCUGGCGGCGGCUGCUUGCUUCCUUGUCCGAGGAGUCGCUGCGGCUGAGCCCGGCUGGAGCUCCCGCUGGACAUGGCCUGAGUAACGGGGAGAGUGAGCCGCUGCAGCCGCCUGUUCCUCAGGCGGACUCGGAGCCCGGCUCCGGCCACAAGCGCACGGUCCGCAUCGUCAAGCAGGAGGCGGGGGGUUUAGGUAUCAGCAUCAAGGGCGGCCGCGAGAACCACAUGCCGAUCCUGAUCUCGAAGAUUUUCCGCGGAUUAGCGGCCGAUCAGAGCGGCGAGCUGUUUGUCGGAGACGCCAUCCUCUCGGUGAACGGCACCGACCUGCGGGAAGCCUCGCACGACCAAGCGGUGCAGGCGCUCAAGAGAACCGGCAAGGAGGUUCAACUGGAAGUGAAGUACCUGAAGGAAGUGUCCUCCUAUUUCAAGAACACCUCUGCGGGCUCUGUCCAGAGUUGGGAUUCCUCAUCAACCCCUGGUAGUGGGGCUAACUCUCCAGCUGGCCUCCACCCACCCCCACAUGGGGACCUGGAGCAGGAGAAAACCAUCCCCUUGAAAAUGUGUUACCUCCGAAGAAAAAUCCAAGCUCCCGACCAGGAGAAGAGGUACAUUGACCUCUCGUCUGCUGAUGGAAAGUCCUCUGUAUCUCUGCGGCUGAAGGACAGUGCCACUGCUCAGUCCUGGUUCAGUGCCCUUCACAGUAAUGCCAGUGCCCUCCUGCCCAUGGUGAAAGCUGAGAUUAGAGCCUUGGCUGGUAACUCGGGCAUAGCUGGCAGUAAAGAAAUUAAACACGUGGGCUGGCUAACAGAGCAGAUACCGGGUGAUGUGGAAAAGCCAGUCCUCGCCAUUCUCACUGAGAAGGACUUGCUGCUGUACAACAGUUUACCGCAAACCAGAGAGAGUCUGAACAGCCCCAGCUCCAGGCACCCCCUCAUUGCGACCAGAUUGGUUCACUCAGGUCCUGCCAAGGGCUCCCAGUUGGCUGACUCCUCAGAGCUGUCCUUUGUCCUGAGGGCUGGUACUCCACACGGCGUGGAGACCCACCUGUUCUGUGCAGAGAUCCAGCUGGACCUGUCAGUGUGGACAUGCCUUCUGGUCAAUGGCUGUCACAGUGCGGCUGAGCUAAUCCAGGAGGUCAUCACAGCGUGUACCUGGAACGGCCAGGAUUGUAAACUCGCUGUGCACCUGGAAAAGGGCUUCACCAUCUACCAGGACACCUCUGACAUGGGCAAACGCAAGAUUCUCCUCAGCCAGCCCUUUGAGAAACUUCGCAUGUCGUCCGAUGAUGGAGUCAAAGUGCUUUUCCUGGACUUUGGGGGCCCAGAAGGGGAGAUUCAACUCAACCUACAGUCGUGCCCCAAAACCAUUGUCUUUAUAAUCCAUUCAUUCUUGUCAACGAAGGUGACUCGACUUGGCCUCCUGGCCUGAUGCUGAACAGUGACCAUGGAUUAUGAGGACGAGUCGGGGAGAUGGAGUGGAGAUUCAUUUGGAUCAUCUGACCAACAACGCAACCAAUGAGCGCAAAUUAAUACUUCAUUAGAAGCUGUGUUUUUAAUCUGUGACAGAGUUACAUUUGCCUUUUGCAUUUGUCAAUUUACCAAGUGCCUGUUACUAAACUUCAUCCCUUCAACAGUUCCUGGCCGUGCUGUGUUGGUCUUUAGGCUCAGGGCAUGUAGGUAGGACACUGACUGAGGUAAUCCAGCAUUGAAAUUCUACUGCUUCUAAUUUGAGAAUAUUUUAAAGCCUAGAAAUGGAACAUUGGGGACUCAAUAGCUAAGUGAUGUGACAGCUGUUUGGUGGCCACCUUGCCAGCUGGUUCACUAAUGUCCUUGAGGGAAGGAAAUCUGCCGUUCUCAGCUGGUCUGGCACGGCCUGGCCCACGUGUUACUCCAGAACCCAUACCAAUGUGGCUGACUCCCAACUGGCCUCUGAGAUGAUCCUAAUGAGCCCCUCCAUCAGAUCAAAUCUGUAACAAAGAUUAACCAAAACCUGCCACAGACCAUGCAGUUCACUUUGUUAAAACAACUCUCCAGAUUUAUCAUUGUCGUGCCCUCUACAACAAAUAACUCUCAAGGUCACGUCAUGCAAAUAAACUAUUUCUCGUGAAUUUCUCAGGCAGAAUAUUUAGGUUAGACUUCAAGGAGUGUGUAGAAAUCCUUCAGAGUGCCAUUGCUUCCUUCCUUUAUAUGUCCCCCAUCGAUAAUUGCUGUUACUUAGUGAGGGUUUAGCUCUGGGGAAUGACUGAAUAUUCCCAGUCUAGGGCCAGAGGAGUUUUUUGUGCCUAAUCUUUCUCCAUUCUCUUUCUGGAGUUAACUAAUCAUUAGGUGAGAUUGAUAGCGAUCAUGAGGACUCAGUACUGGAUGGGUAUUAAUCCCCUCCCACUUUCUGAAUUCCUAAUACAUGGACACCAGAACACCUUCAGAGCCUUCGAUAUGUCUCUUGGACCCAGUGAGCUUGCUGUAGGCUGAGCCACAGUUUUUCCUGACUCACAGCCUUUGCUGCAUUUAUUGUUAUCAGUGCAUCAAGGCCCCAAUCUAAUUGCCUUCCCCCAGUCUAGGCCCCAGUGUGUUUUUUUGCCACACAGAGCUUGGUAAACUGGAGACGUUGGUGUGGGUGCUUGGCUUUGGCAGGUUUCUCAAGUAUCAGCUUAUUGUUUGUCUCCAGUCAUUCUGAAGUUAUGCUUCAGCCAGAGGCCAGGCUGCCCUCGCUGUUCUACGGGCCUUUGAUUGCUUUUCCAGUUUCUCUGAUAGAUUGUGCACAAUGCCUUUGUUGUAGUUGCCAAACACUUACACUCCUCAAUGUUGAAAGAACAUUUCCUUUUAUAAACACUAAUUCGUUUCUCCAUCAAAUGAGCACUUGCAAUAUUACACAUGAUGCCUUGUGAUAUUCUUUUGAUGUUAUGAACUUUAAAAAAAUAUUUUCCUACAUUAGUUUGUAGCGAUCGGAACGAGGUAUUACUGUAACCUUGGCAAACCCUGCUGGGGGUUUUCUAUCCCACCAUCCAAGGAUCCCUGGGAGUUGGAGACCCCUUUGGCUGGGUGAGAUCCCAGCCGAGAUCCCAGCUGGCUGAUCAGGUCCCAUAUCAUUGUGACACUCUUCAUUUAAUUAGCCAAUUUACUCCAAAUUGUUAUGAAGCAAGUAGUUUCAAUCAGCGACAGAUCAUGACACUCCCUCUCUCUCAUCCUUGCCCCUCUCUGUUACACACUUCCUCUCUCCCUUUCACUCGUCUCUCUGUUUAAUCCUUUGCUAUGCCUCCAUACUUGUUGCCUCUCCUUCCUCCUGUUCCCCAUCCUCCUCCUCCUCCUUCCUUUCUCCCUCUCACUCUCUCGUUCCCUAUCACUAGCACAUGACUUAUGAUUCUUCCCCCCAGGUCACUGUCCUCCAGUAAAGGUUUCUUGAUUAAUACCUCGGCCAAACAUCUCAGAGCACCCAAGGAUCUUGAGGCUCAGUGAUCAGAGGGACACACGUUGAAGGAGAUAAACCAGAGGCGGAGAUGAGAAUUGACUUUGGUAUGGUCAGUGGCUGUGAUUUGGAACAUGCAUCCCAAAGGGACAUUGGCACACAUUCAGGAGGGAAUUGGAUAAAUAUUUGUAAAAGAAUAAAUAAAACCUCUGGAUAUUGGGUAAGAAGCAGGAGGACGGGACAAUUUGGAUGAUUACUUCAAAGAGCGGGCUGAGGGUUAAUGGGUGGAAUGGCCUGCAUCUGUUGUGUAGGAAUAGAAAUGCGAAGCUCCUGAGCCCCUGUAGUCUUGGGACCAGCUGUAGCAGCUAGAGGUCAUCCCUGUCACUCCCACAGUUUAUACCAGUUCCUAAUUCACAGCCAAGAUUUCUCACAGUUAUAAUCAGACAGAACCUUAUCUUCUUUCCUUCGCUUCUACGAGUUUAUAUCUCACACCAAUGUUUGCAGAGAAGCUUUGUAUAUUAUAUCAUUAUUAAUUUAAAAAUGAGCUUUGCUGGUUUCAUUGUAUAUACCUUGGAUGUGGAAUUAAAAUCAAGACAUUUAUAAUCUGUG
Messenger RNA from Stegostoma tigrinum, 4148 nucleotides. RefSeq names its product syntrophin, alpha 1 (gene snta1). The coding region runs from base 84 to 1565 and encodes 493 amino acids. The transcript is spliced from 7 exons. Lineage: Eukaryota; Metazoa; Chordata; Chondrichthyes; Orectolobiformes; Stegostomatidae. The record is from RefSeq and is a predicted model, not a curated record. Gene Ontology annotation, cellular component: intracellular anatomical structure; dystrophin-associated glycoprotein complex; sarcolemma. Gene Ontology annotation, molecular function: structural molecule activity; protein binding.